AUGACUACCAAGAAUUGGAUUGUUGCUCUGCUUUGGGUACAGGUAGCUUCUCAACAGUUGAACCCUCAAUGUGCCGAUAUUCUGAAAUUAGCUGGAGCUAGCGAGAAAUUCGGGAACUCUGUUGGUCAUGCGAUUCACUCGAUCAAUGUGAGAGCAUUGAGGAGAUUCGAUCCAUUGGUGACUGAAAAGAACCGAGUACCGACGAUGAACAUGGACUUGAGCUCUGAACAGGUUCUCCUCUCCUAUGCUCCUGAUACUCGUGGCUUCGACAAGGGAGCUUUUCAUUCGACUGGAAUGAAAGUUUUGGAUGAGGUACUCUCCCAAAUGGACAACCAAAUGUAUGGAAUGAAAUACUUCACACCACUCGAGAAGAUCGUUCACGCUUUUCACAUGGAAGAAAUGUGGACAAUGAUUCAUCAUGAAUACAUGAGACUUCAAUCAAAUCCCCCAUCGAAAGAAGUUUGUGAAUGUGCGAUGGAUGUUGAAGGGAAUGGAGUUCUCUCAAUGCUUCGAUUUGUUGCAUUCACUUUUCGAGAACCAGAAGCUGUCCUGCGAUUGGAUAAGAAGAGAAAUCGAGUGAAAAGAGGUGCUCAUCAUGAGAAUAUGGAAGAGAAUGCAUUAGCUCAAAAAUCCCCGAAAUCAUCCGGAACAAUGCCCCCAUUGAUGAACUCAAAAGCAUGGGCUGAAUGGGUGACUCUGUUGUCGCCAAUGGAAAUGAGCGAGCACUUUGACACGGCCAUUUUCUUAUUCUGUGCUCUCAAU
Molecule: messenger RNA, 762 nt
Organism: Mesorhabditis belari
Lineage: Eukaryota; Metazoa; Nematoda; Chromadorea; Rhabditida; Rhabditidae
Source: the annotation of a GenBank genome assembly